AUGGCCGAUGAGCUUUCGCGGUUGGGUGUGAGCUGGGUGGAGGAGUCCGUUCUGCGGAACGAUGUGGUGGCGAAGGUUGAUGCACACGUGGACGCGGAGUCUGCUGCCGAUGAGGCGGAGUUGCGUCGCCGUUGGGCUGCACUCGACGAGAUGGAGCGCGUCGUCGCGGGAGUGCAGCAGCAGGUGGACGCCGCAGCAGGAGUAGCAGGAGCACCGCCGGGGGUGACGGUGGUGGGGAGGGACAAGACAAAAGAUGAAGAGGAUGGUGUAGCAGUGCUGCGGUUUCGCCUUGCGAGGGCGCAACGGGAGGUGGAGUGCCGUGCGAAAUUGCUGCACCGUUGGCAGCUCGAGAUGGAGGCACGACAGCAGCGACGUGUGGAGGAGGCGAAGCGGCGUAUAAAAGUGGCAGAGCUGGCGAAUGCAGUGGAGAAGCGAGCGCACGUUCCUGGGACCGCAGGAACAUCCACGAGCAAUAACAACGAUAGUGGCGGCGUCCCUGGCGUUGCUGUAGGUCGCUUACACGCGGCAGCUUCCUUGGGAGCACUCACACACGCUCCUUCCACGCCAGCAGAGGGUCGCGAUGUGGCACGUGGGGCGAGAUAUCCACUGCGGGCCAGCGAAACGCCGCGCAGUGCCGCGUUGGCCGUGCAGUCCGGUGUGGCGACAGAGCUACGGCGCCGUAGUGGAAGUGGUGGAGUGAAUAGUAGUGGAGCAGUGGUGCCCUUGACGACGGUGGAGUAUGCUGGUGGGACCAUCCUCCCUUCAUUGCACCGUGUCACACUGACGAACUCUGAUGUGCGGUCAAAGUCGAGAAAAUAUGCUGAUGAUGGUGACCUUGAGGCGUUCCGCGCGCGGCAGGAAAAACGGAAGCGGUUGGAAGCGGCCGCUGCUAGCAUGGCCGCUGUACAGUCAGCAUCAUCAUCGCGUGGUGGUGUGAAAGUGGAGGAGAAACUUGACGAAAAGAAAUAUGUGGUGAAGAGAGAGGAAAAGGAGGCAGAGACAACUGGCGCCAGUCGAAUGGAAGCCAUUGACGUGGAUGCACUCAUGGAGGAUUCGGAUGAUGCGGCAGGUGAGGAGGUGCUGCAGCAGGUAUUCCAAGGUGGUAGCGACCGCAACAAGAAAAACGACAAGAGUAAAAGGGAUGAGAACGACGGCGUGAUGGUGAAGCAGGAGUCGUGCGAGAGGUUUGUGACGUUGGUGCCUGGAAUCUCGUUAGCGGCGUCGAUUCACGACCGCCUACUUCCACAUCAGCACGAGGGCGUUUGUUGGCUGCUGCAGCUUCACAUGCAGAGGUCUGGUGGCAUUCUUGGGGAUGAAAUGGGGCUUGGCAAGACGAUACAAGUAGCGUCCAUGCUGAACGCCCUCCAUCACUCCCAGAAGCUGCGCGGCCCAUGUCUGAUUGUGUCCCCGCUGACUGUGCUUCGGCAGUGGGUGGCGGAGAUGCACCGCUGGGCACCGUACAUGCGCACCUGCGUCAUGCACGAGAGCAGCGCAUCGAAUAUGAGCCGCGAGGAUCUCGUUGCGUCCAUUCGGGGUACAGCGGCGGUUCUCCUCACAACGUACACAGCGGUGCGACAGCACUGUCAGCUCCUGCACACUGCGGGGUUUCAGUAUGUCGUGCUCGAUGAGGGCCACAAGAUCAGCAACCCAGAGGCGACCGUCACACUCGCGGUGAAGUCGUUUCCAACACCACAUCGUCUCAUCUUGUCUGGAACACCCAUACAAAAUACUCUGAAAGAGCUCUGGUGCCUGUUUGAUUUUGUCAGGCCUGGUCUGCUCAGCACCAUGAACAAGUUUGUGGAGGAGUUUGAGGAGCCGAUUAACGCCAGCAAGAAUGUGCGGGCGUCAUCACUGAUGCUUGCGACCGCCGUCGAAUGCGCGCGUGCGCUGCAGGAGCGCAUUGCACCAUUUCUUCUUCGUCGGCUGAAACGGCAGGUCAUGAGUCACGCGUUGCCGCAGAAGUACGAGCGCGUCAUUCGCUGCCCGCUGAGUGACGAGCAGUUGGAAGCAUAUGUGGAGCUGCUAAUGUCGCCACGUGUGCAGAGACUACUUAGCAACACGCUCUCGUACACGCAAAUGAUGGGCAAACUGAACCGCGAUGGUCGCGACGCGAGUGGCUGCCUUCAUACGGCCGGACGACGCUACCAAUUGAUGCAGCAGCACCACAACGGCAGCGUUCGCUUAGAAGCCUUCCGUGUACUGAAUGAACUGCGGCAGAUUUGCAACCAUGUCGACAUGUUCCGCUUGCGGCAGGUUGCUGCCAAUGGCGACGACAUAUUUGAUGACGAUGAUGAUGACUGCGUCGGCAAGGAUGAGGCUGGGGCAAAACGGCGGCGCCCCGCGUCGCGCCCGUCACUGCGCAGCAACCGCGCUGUGAACUACCAGGGUAGUGGAAAACUGCAGACGCUACGCAAGCUUCUGACGGUGUGGCAGCGCGGCGGGCAGCGGGUGCUGAUCUUUUCACAAACCCGCAUGGUACUCGACAUCAUUGAGAAUAUGUGCGAGCAAGAGGGUUUCACCUACAUCCGCAUGGACGGCAGCACGAGCGGCCACCACAGGCAGGAGCUCAUGGACCGCUUCAACGAGGACGACCGCAUCGUAGCGGCGCUGCUCACCACCCGUGUGGGUGGCGUUGGUGUCAACCUUAUCGGCGCCGACCGCGUCGUGUUGUUUGAUCCCGAUUGGAACCCCGUCACGGAUGAGCAGGCGCGCGAGCGGGCAUGGCGUAUAGGGCAGACACGUGACGUGGGUGUCUACCGACUCAUCGCCAGUGGCACCGUGGAGGAGGCGAUUCUGCGCCGGCAACUAGCAAAGAUGUAUGUGACAGAGAAGGUCCUGCACAACCCCGCGCUGCAGCGCUUCUUUCACGAGCAGGAGAGUCUCACCGAAACGUUUUACCUCGGAGCGGAGUACGACGACCGGGUUCCGACAGGAAAGAAGCACGUCAUGGUGGCGCAGGAACUCUCACCACUCCUUGAAGAAGAGGAAGAAAAAGAGGAGGAGGCUGUGGGCACAGUAAACAGCGUGCAGGUGAAGCGAGAGAGCGGUGCGGCAGUGUACCGAGUGCGGGCGCCUGUUGACGCUGUGUCACCUGAGGCCUCUUCGCCCGCAGAUGGGCGGCGGGCGGCGACGAAUAAGGCGGAGACAGCGUUGCUACAAGAUCUCGUCGAUGGGCAGGAGGUGCGCGUGUCGGGGGCUGACGCCGUCGCGCGACGUCUUGCGCGCCUCUCCGCAUCACAGACGAUGUUGCGCGUGACGAGCACAUCUCGCACCUUUGAACAGCAGCAGGAGGAAAUGCGGCAGAGACUUGCAGCAGGUCGUGAGAGAGACGCGGAUUGA
Trypanosoma grayi is the source of this 3339-nucleotide messenger RNA. RefSeq names its product putative DNA excision repair protein, putative,SNF2 family helicase-like protein. The record is from RefSeq and is a predicted model, not a curated record. The transcript has a single exon. Gene Ontology annotation, molecular function: ATP-dependent chromatin remodeler activity; ATP binding. Gene Ontology annotation, cellular component: nucleus. Gene Ontology annotation, biological process: transcription-coupled nucleotide-excision repair. Lineage: Eukaryota; Euglenozoa; Kinetoplastea; Trypanosomatida; Trypanosomatidae. The coding region runs from base 1 to 3339 and encodes 1112 amino acids.